Molecule: messenger RNA, 825 nt
Organism: Camellia sinensis
Lineage: Eukaryota; Viridiplantae; Streptophyta; Magnoliopsida; Ericales; Theaceae
Source: RefSeq, a predicted model, not a curated record
AUGGUUAAUGAAGAUAUCCUUACUCAGCCAUUUCUGAGAGGGCCAACUGAUCCAUUAAUCCUUAAAAGUUUUAAAAGUCAUGUUGCCACAACUAUUUGGAAUGGUGCUGAUGAAAAGGGACCCUCAAAGUGUCAUAAUCACUCGUCUAAGAUUCGUUCGUGGCUGUGGUGGGAACAAGGAAACAACGCUACAUUUGUAAACAUUGUAGAGAUGUCAGGACUUGCACAAUUAGCUUGUUGCACGUACUGUUUUCUCAACAAAAUUAUAGUAUCUAGUUUUGUUGAGAGAUGGCAACUGGAGACAAACACCUUCCAUUUGACUGUUGGAGAGAUAACUAUCACAUUGGACAAUGUCGCCACUAUCCUAGGGCUUCCCAUUGUAGGCAAAUCUAUUAGUGUGCGUAAGUUGCUAGAAAUGAGGGUCAUUGCAUUAGUAGUUAAUACCUUGGAAAUUGAUGAGCAAGAGGUCAGACAUGAGAUGUCUAGUGCUGGAGGCAAUUCAGUGAGGCUUGAGUGGUUGAAGGCACACUUUCAUAAUGUCACAAACAAUGAUUUAAUGGAAAGAAUAGUAUGUGCAGGUAGAGCAUACUUGCUAUUUUUGUUAGGUUGUACACUUUUCAGUAACAAGACUUGUACUAGGGUCCCCAUUGUUUAUUUGAGUUUGUUGUCCGAUUUGACAACUAUAUCUUCAUAUGCUUGGGGUGCUGCUACAUUGGCAUACUUAUAUAGACAGAUGGGGUACGCUAGCAGGUCCGACAUGAAACAAAUAGUCGGUUACAUGACACUCCUUGACGGAUGGAUUUAUGAGCAUUUUCGUGGAUUCUGA